This is a messenger RNA of Zophobas morio, 701 nucleotides long. RefSeq names its product tubulin-folding cofactor B-like. Gene Ontology annotation, cellular component: microtubule plus-end; cytoplasm; nucleus. Gene Ontology annotation, biological process: cytoplasmic microtubule organization. The transcript is spliced from 8 exons. NCBI's taxonomy places the organism in Eukaryota, Metazoa, Arthropoda, Insecta, Coleoptera, Tenebrionidae. Bases 122 to 673 code for a protein of 183 amino acids. The record is from RefSeq and is a predicted model, not a curated record. Gene Ontology annotation, molecular function: microtubule plus-end binding.
GAAGUUAGAAUACACUAAUGGGAAUCAAACCCAUUCUUCUAUUAACACAUUUCCUCUGAGUUUGACUGUUCUAAAACUUAAAGAAAGGCUUGAGUUAAUAACGGGCUAUAGCUAUACCUCUAUGAAAUUAACUUUGUACGAUAAAAAUAAUAAAGUAUCUGAUUUGGAAGACGAUGGCAAACUCUUAAAAGAUUACUCUUUAGCAAAUUACAUGGUUUUAGAAGUAAUCGGAUCUAAGUCGAUGGUUGACUCUAAUCAAGAAAUUUUGAAGUACGAGAUGAGCGAUGAGGUUUACGAUAAGUUACCUGGUACAGUGAGAGAUUUUAAAAGGCUUCAACGUUUAGGUAGAUUCGCAAUCGACCCCGAUGUUAAGAAUAUAUCUCACUAUGUUGGGAAUAAUGAAGCUGAAAGCUUUCAAGUCGGUAGCCGUUGCGAAGUGAAAGUGCCUGGCGAGUCGAUUAGACGUGGAUGCGUAAAAUUUGUGGGGCAAACCGAAUUUCAGACGGGCUAUUGGAUUGGCGUAGAAUUUGACGAACCUCAAGGAAAGAAUGAUGGAAGCAUUAACGGAAUUCGUUACUUUUCCUGCCCUCCACAGCAUGGCGGAUUUGUCCGUCCCCAUUUUGUUACGACUGGCGAUUUUCCUGAAUUUGAAAACAGCGAUGAGGAACUUUAAUAAAUAUUUUUGUUUGCUCAGUCAUUAU